Messenger RNA from Megachile rotundata (alfalfa leafcutting bee), 1985 nucleotides. Its product is annotated as coiled-coil-helix-coiled-coil-helix domain-containing protein 7. The record is from RefSeq and is a predicted model, not a curated record. Lineage: Eukaryota; Metazoa; Arthropoda; Insecta; Hymenoptera; Megachilidae. Gene Ontology annotation, biological process: mitochondrial respiratory chain complex assembly. Gene Ontology annotation, cellular component: mitochondrion.
CCCAAUUCUUAAGAUAAUAAUUUUAAAGUUGAAUAUAUUUGAUACUGACGUUUCAUUUCAUUUAUUUUGUAUCGUCAGUCAUAAAUAACGUACUCAUGAUACAGGUUAACCUAAAAAUUCAUUCAUAACAUCAAAACAGUAUGACCGAUGAGAUGAAGAAACAUGUCGAUAAGACAAAACUUAAACGUGAUCAAGAAUAUUACAAUGCUUGCUGGAAGGAACAUAAUUUAAGUCUAAAGUGUCUAGAUAAGAACAAGUACGACUACGACAAAUGCAUGUUGUAUUUCAAUAAUUACAAAAGUUGCAAAAAGUUUUGGGCAAAUGUAUAUUCUGAACGAAGAACAAAGGGUAUUACACCAUUUAUGCCUUCACCUGAAGAGAGGGAAAAAAUAAAAGCAGAAUAUCUUGCAUCUCGUAAAAGAUAAUUAUAUGUAUAUAUAUAAUGAAUUAAGAAAUUGAAGUAUAUAUAUAUAUUGUAUAAAUUGUAAGCAUAGAAACUAGAGUGCACUGAAAAUAAAGCAUAUAUCAUUUUUAAAGUAAACACAUUUUACAUAAAAUCAUUUUAAUAUCUUUGGUAGGAACAAAGUUUGGAGAAUUCUGUUUGAUUACAUUUUACACGAGAAAUUCAUGAUGAAAGCUAUAAAUAAUACACGAUAAACGAUAAACUGGUAUGCAGUUACAUCGAAACAAAAAACAUUAAAUACUUAGAAAUUAAAGUUACAUGGAGGUAUUAUAAAUAGAAUCGAUUACAUAUUUCGGUUAUUAAAAAAUGUAGCAUCUUAAGAUUAUCUAUAAUGUAGCUAUACCCUUGCUGAGACUACAUAUGUAUAUACAUUAAGUUUUACAAAAAUGUAAUUAGUUCUACAAAUAUUUAAUUCUACUUAAUAUUUAAAAUGAACAGUUUUUGUUACAAGUAUAGUAUGUUACAUUUUUUGUGACUAAGGUUACAUAUGUUCUGAUUAUAUAAAAUAGACUAGUAAUGCAUUAAAUACACAUGUACGGAAAUGCACAUGUAAUUGGUAUCUUCACCUGGAAUUUAUCAAUGUAGAAAUUUUAACACACAGAAUCAACACAAAUCCACGAACAUUUGAAUCAGUCAAUUAUUCCACAUUAAAUAUAUUACUAUAAUAUUGAAACUUAAAACUAAAUGCUGAACUUUGAAAGAAUAUUUUUAUUUUUACAAUGUGGGAAAUUUUGAAUUUACUUAAUGUACGAAAUAUAUUGACAAAUAUGGGCUGAAACAUAAUUUAAUUAAUAGUUACAAUUUACAUACUCUACAUUAUUCACCAGUGCUACGUUGGAUAGACUUUUUACAUAGAAAUUUUUAAAUAUGAUUUAUAGUUUUAAAUAUUUUAGACAAAUUUGGAUAAAUUUCGUAUUAAAUCGUGCCUAAGGUAUUGUACAUUAUUUGCCCCACCUUGAAAAUAAUAAAUAUAAUGAAAUGAAGUAAUAAUAACAAAUUUAAAUUACUUUCAAAAAAAGAAAAAGUAUGAAAUAUUCAUCGAUGUCUUUUGUUAAAUAAUUUUUGCGCCACUCGUCUGGUGACAAAAAUACAAAGUCCACUGUUCUUUCUGGAUUUAGGAAUUGACUUUUUAGUAUUAUUCUUUUUCAUUGUUCGUUAUGACAAUGAAAGGUUUUGUAUAUUAAUUGCAAAAAUUUUCAGUUUAACGAUAUCAAUUAAUGUAUGAAUACAGUAACACACACAUGCAUUCUCACACAAAAUUACAAAUUCCUAUUACAAAUGUUCACUGACGUUACGUUUUGUCUCCUUUAACCUUUCACUUAUUGCUUUAGCUUACUCAGAAUUUUUAUGCAAUGUAAAAUUAUUUUUCCUUUGAAAGAUGCUUCACAAAGAAAAAUCUAUAAAGGAAACAAAUUAUUUGUCACAUAAUAAAACUGAGCAAACGCAACUUUUUACUGCACAGACAAUACAUAUUAAAAACGAAAUCCACGAAUAAUAAGAUGUUAUGCGUCUUAAAAAAAAA